This is a messenger RNA of Dermacentor andersoni, 1497 nucleotides long. RefSeq lists its product as uncharacterized. The record is from RefSeq and is a predicted model, not a curated record. Lineage: Eukaryota; Metazoa; Arthropoda; Arachnida; Ixodida; Ixodidae.
AUGCAGGUGCUCGGACCAUUCAUCGCGUGUCUUUCCCUUCCUGGACUGGCGACUACGCCACUGACCGCACCUUCAUAUUUACCAAUCCAUCUCAGCGUGGAUGUAUCAGGCGCUCGUCAACGAGCUACUGCCAUCGCUUCACCCGUCUUUGGAACGACACACUCGUCCUUGGAUUAUCUGCCCCUCGCCACAGAAUGGGAAGCCCCAUCGCAUCCAACAUCACUACUAGGGCCAGCUAUAAAACAGGAGCAGCCACCAGUGGCACUUUGUGGGCUUGGCGGCUUUGCCACUGCGCAGGCCACUAAUCCUUUCGUCUUCGUAAUGCAGGUGCUCGGACCAUUCAUCGCGUGUCUUUUCCUUCCUGGACUGGCGACUACGCCACUGACCGCACCUUCAUAUUUACCAAUCCAUCUCAGCGUGGAUGUAUCAGGCGCUCGUCAACGAGCCACUUCCAUCGCUUCACCCGUCUUUGGAACGACACACUCGUCCUUGGAUUAUCUGCCCCUCGCCACAGAAUGGGAAGCCCCAUCGCAUCCAACAUCACUACUAGGGCCAGCUAUAAAACAAGAGCAGCCACCAGUGGCACUUUGUGGGCUUGGCAGCUUUGCCACUGCGCAGGCCACUAAUCCUUUCGUCAUCGUAAUGCAGGUUGGUGAACGUUUCAGCCUCUUUGCCAAAAAGUCUAACAACUACUUCUUAGUACAGCUGCCAAGCCCACAGUGCCUUAACGCUGUUCUUGCUGAUUAUUUUCAUGUCGUUUUUUCGCUGUUACUCCUACUUUCCGGUGAUAUAGAAAUUAACCCCGGUCCGGAUACUGCAGCUAUCCUCGCAGAGCUAAAGAAGAUAUCUACUGGCCAGUCCAAGCUUAUUUCUGAAGUUCAAGAUCUAAAAUCUCAGUUAUUAGCGACAGACAGAAAUGUAUCUGACCUAGGCAAACGUAUGACUGAACUUGAGAGCCAUUACGAAAGCCUUGUAACACUUAAAACACACACAGAAGUUCUCCGCGCCGACGCAACUAAAGCUACUCGCUUAAUUUCAAAACUAGAGGCACGUUUUGAUGAUGCGGAAAACCGAACGCGACGGAACAACUUGGUAUUCUACGGACUCCCUGAAACUACACCUGAAUCGUACGCACAAUCAGAACAACUUAUCAUUAAACAUUGCCGCGAGCAUUUAGAUGUACACAUCGACACAAAAGAGAUAGAGCGCGCCCAUUGUCUCGGACGUCAUUCGAACGACAAACCCCGUCCAAUAAUAACAAAAUUAACAUUUUUCAAAACAAAAGAAACUGUCCUGUCGAGCGCCCGGAAACUAAAAGGUACCAAUUAUAGUAUUGGCGAAGAUUUUUCUCGUGCAGUUCGAAUUGCUCGCAGCCAGCUCGUUGCAUUUGCCAGAAAGCAAUCUGCCCCAUUUAAUCUGCGCUACAAAACCCUGCACAUCGGACAGAAGCGCUACGUGUUUGAUAGCGUGUCUGAAUCUGUAAGAGAAGUGUUAUAG